Porites evermanni is the source of this 1363-nucleotide messenger RNA. The record is from the annotation of a GenBank genome assembly. NCBI's taxonomy places the organism in Eukaryota, Metazoa, Cnidaria, Anthozoa, Scleractinia, Poritidae.
AUGUCGCAAAAAUCCAAGCAGAAAUCCAGGUCCAAACCCCAACUGGAGGAUUACGGAUUUUCACCGUCGCUGCAAUCUCAGCUAUUCGAGCAUUACGCUCAAUUCCGCGACGACAAACCAGCCCUUGGGCCUGUCCUUGGGCAUCCUUCGCCUUCAGAAAGACAACAACAACUUCUGGAUAAAGAAUUAGAGCUGGUGAAGCAGGAAAAAGAAAAGUUGGCGUUAGAACUGGAAGUGCUCCGUUUACGCCAAGUUAUCGGACCAGCAACACCCUCAACUACAUCGGCAGCGCCAAUGCGCGACUGGAAAGUCUGACACAAAGAAAAAGAUCAUUGACUGGCCGCACGACUUUGUCCAGAUACGUCAAUAAAUCUUGAGUUCAACUCUUUAGAUUUACCAUCUUUUGUUGCCGGUUAUUUUGCGAUGAUUCGAACCUAUGAUACGGCAUCGAACGCGCACAUGCUCGCCAUACCAGAAGGUCUUAUGGCCAAAGCCAUAAGUUACACAUGGGCAAGCGUUCGACGUUUCUAUUCCUAUUUGGCAAAGCAAGUCGAACUGCGUAGAUUGGAUUGGGAUCGCAUUACUGAAAUUCGGGACAUAGCGUCAACCUUUUUCGAGCAUUCGGAUUUACGCUCGACCCAUUCCAGGAAUCUGCUUCUUCUUUGUCUUCUUCUGGAUCUUCUUCACAAGAACUCACAGCUAAGGUUGCCAAGCGUGGAAUUACCAGGGUUCUUGUUCUUGUGAUUCCACUGCUAGUAACUACGCCUCACAUCAAAUGUGCCGAGUUUGCAAGUCAAGCGAGCACCUUAUGCUACACUGUCCCAAGCGAAAAAUGCCAACUCCCAACCAGCAAUGACUGGACAGUCAGACUAUUGGCUUAGUAGUAUAUACGGAUUAUGACACGGACUCGGACACGGAAUUGGACACGGACACGAAAACGGAACACCAUAUGUUAUCGCAACAUGAAUUUUUCUCAGCCAAUUCAUCGCGCGUGGUUGUCGCUUAUAUUCUCGCCUCGAAGUCUCCGCAACCGAAUGCCUACGGAGCCAAAAUACCCGUUUCUUUGCAACUGAACAUUUCUGUUUGGAGACAUUAUUUGACAGAUUAUGUCGACCACGUCGUCCUUGAUUUCUUGCAAUUUGGUUGGCCUAUAAACUAUACGUCCAGUGUUUUGCCUCAGCCUACUCACACCAAUCAUCAGUCAGCUCUUGCCUAUCCUGAGGAUGUCCAACAUUAUUUAUCAACUGAAUUGAGCUUCGGAGCUCUUGAUGGGCCCUUUAAAAAGAUCCUCUACCGGACGACCUUAUUACAUCCACUUUACAGACAGUCUACAAAUGUGGUUCUACUAAGCGCCGGGUCGUGA